Molecule: messenger RNA, 2637 nt
Organism: Striga hermonthica
Lineage: Eukaryota; Viridiplantae; Streptophyta; Magnoliopsida; Lamiales; Orobanchaceae
Source: the annotation of a GenBank genome assembly
AUGCGGCCCUUCUCAAGCUCUUGGCCAGCUACAAAUUGUUCAUCCCUUCUCAAGCGUCUGUAUUACGGCGAGGGGCUUUGUCCAGAAAGUAAAACGAUAGUCUCCUCGAACAUGUCUCGUAUAUGUGUGAAAAACCUGCCAAAGUAUGUUGCGGAGGAUCGCCUCAGAGAAUUCUUCUCGGAGAAAGGAGAGGUUACCGACGCGAAGCUUAUGCGCACGAAGGAGGGGAAGAGCAGGCAAUUUGGGUUUGUGGGAUUUAGAACAGAGCAUGAAGCCAAGGAAGCCAUAAAGUACUUCAACAGGACUUACAUGGACACUUUCAGAAUUACUUGUGAGGUUGCUCGUAAGGUUGGAGAUCCUGACAUUCCUCGUCCUUGGAGUCGACACUCAUUGAAUAAAAAGGAGACUUUUAAAGCAGAGAAGGGAGUAACUGGUUCAACAGUUUCCGAGGGGAAAAGUAAGGAGAGGAAGAAGGAUGAUGAGAAUAAUGAUCCUCAACUUGAAGAGUUUCUACAAGUUAUGGAACAUCGUAGCAAGUCGAAAAUGUGGGCCAAUGAUACACUUGCUGCUCCUUCUCUUGAGCAAGGCAAAUCAACAUUAGAUGAAAAAUUCACAAGGGCAAAAAGACGUGAGGAGAACUCAGAUGGAGAGGUUGCCAAUCUUGAUGAGUUUAAGGGAGAAGGAAAUGUUUUACCAGAGAAAGAAGAGGCAAAUAAGCCAAACAUUCUGGUUCAUGAUGAGGUCGUGUCUGACAUAGAUUAUUUUAGGAGUCGGAUUAAAAAGAAAUGGUCAGAUUCAGAAAGUAGCGACGAUGAUGGUAGUGCUGAUGGCUCUGAUCAUAGUGAUAGUGAUGAUAAUGAUGACAACAGUGAUACUCAGAACAAGAGCAAUUAUGAUCAUGUUGGGGAGACACUUGAAUCUGGUGAGAAUGUGCCCAUUGUUUCUGGAGGGGAGGCUGAAGACGACGGCUCUGGAGAAGAUGGGAAUAAAGGCCCCCCUGACAUUAUGGCUAGUUCUAGAAACGAGAAUGAUGUAGUUCUGGAAUCUGGACGUCUCUUCGUUCGCAAUCUUCCCUACUCUGCCACUGAGGAGGACCUAGAAGACCACUUCAGCAAAUACGGAACCAUUUCUCAGGUUCAUAUUGUCAUUGAUAAAGAGACAAGGCGCUCCAAAGGGAUUGCCUAUGUUCUCUUUGCUGUUCCAGAAUGUGCUGCUAGGGCUUUAGAAGAGAUGGAUAGUUCGAUUUUUCAGGGAAGGUUAUUGCAUGUAAUGCCUGCUAAACAAAAAAAGCUACCUGAUAUGCCAGAGACCAAUAUUUCGUCAAAAACGUUUAAGCAACAGAGAGAUGCAGAAAGAAAGGCAUCAGAAGCAACUGGAAAUACACGCUCGUGGAAUACUUUAUUUAUGCGCCCUGAUACUGUUGUUGAGAACAUUGCACGAAAAUUUGGUGUCAGUAAAAGUGAGCUACUUGAUAGAGAAUCUGAUGACCUUGCUGUGAGAAUCGCAUUGGGGGAGACUCAAGUGAUUGCUGAGACAAAAAAAGCUCUCGUCAGUGCUGGUGUUGAUGUCUCCUCAUUAGAGGAGUUUGCCACUGGUAAAACUGAUGGUCUGAAAAGAAGCAACCAUGUUAUAUUAGUGAAGAAUUUGCCGUACGGUUCAUCUGAAGGUGAAUUAUCAGAUAUGUUCGGGAAAUUUGGCGGCUUAGACAAAAUCAUUUUGCCUCCUACUAAAACCCUUGCUGUGGUUAUAUUUCUGGAACCUGCUGAGGCUCGUGCAGCUUUCAGAGGUCUAUCAUACAAGCGGUACAAGGAUGCUCCGCUGUAUUUGGAAUGGGCACCUGGUAAUAUUCUGUGUCAAACUUCAACUGUCGGCAACAAUGAAGUAGUUGGUGAAGCUGAUGUGAAGAGAGCUUUCCUAGAUCAGCAAGUUGAGGAUAUAAUGGAUGCAGAUGUUGAUCCUGAUAGAAUUGAGUCACGCUCGUUAUAUGUCAAGAAUCUGAACUUCAGAACAUCUGAUGAAAGUGUGAAAAGGCAUUUUACAGAGCACAUGAAGGGAGGAAAGCUUCUAAGUAUCAGGGUGAAGAAGCAUAUGAAAAAUGGGAAAAAUGUUUCAAUGGGAUUUGGUUUCGUGGAGUUUGAUAGUGUUGAUACUGCAGUGAAUGUGUGCAAGGACCUGCAGGGAACUGUUCUUGAUGGUCAUGCCCUCAUAUUGCAACGUUGUCAUGCUAAAAAGGAUGAAAUUUUGCCCAAGAAAUUUGAAAAUGACCGGAGUUCAACCAAAUUGAUAGUAAGGAACGUAGCAUUUGAGGCAACAGAAAAGGAUCUGAGGCAAUUGUUCAGUCCAUUUGGUCAGAUAAAGAGUUUAAGGUUGCCUAUGAAGUUUGGCAACCACAGAGGUUUUGCAUUCGUAGAAUAUGUCACCAAGCAAGAAGCCCGGAAUGCCCUGGAAGCUCUUUCAAACACCCAUCUCUAUGGCCGUCACUUGGUUUUGGAGAGAGCCAAAGAAGGUGAGAGCUUAGCGGAGUUGAGAGCAAGAACAGCGGCCCAGUUCACGGACUCACCCAAGUUAUCCAACAAGCGAAAGCAUUUGGCCGUAUUGGAUGAAGGAAAUGUCAAGUUUCAACGAAUCGCAGAAUAA